Molecule: messenger RNA, 960 nt
Organism: Cylindrotheca closterium
Lineage: Eukaryota; Bacillariophyta; Bacillariophyceae; Bacillariales; Bacillariaceae
Source: the annotation of a GenBank genome assembly
AUGAUGCAAGUCGAAACAGCCACUACGUCCACGUCCACAACAACGACGAGCCCAUCCAACUCAGCAUUGUCGCCGCUGUCGCCUCGUUUGGUGUCCAUUUGCGAAGAAAUGAAUCCUAGCAAACGAUCCACCAUGGAAGAUUGUUGUGUCUAUGCGCCAGAGGGCACCUGGGACGGUCCUCCCGAUGUUGCCUUUUUGGGAGUCUACGAUGGACACGGCGGCCGCGACAUGGUGGAAUAUUUGGAGGAUGGUUUACAAUGGCACGUCGCCCAAGAACUAUGUUGCCAAAACGACGACGCACCCAUGGCCACACGAUUGGAACGAGCCUUUCUCAUGGCGGACAUUCAUUCCGAACAAUUGGGCGUGUCCAUGUCGGGUGCCACUGUGGCAAUGUGUCUGGUCAAGAAACAUUCAACAAACAAGAAGGACGACGAUGAUUCGUCUUCGUUACGUACCAUCUACGCGGCCAACGCCGGUGACGCCCGGAUCGUCUUGGGCCACGAGGGCAAGGCCCAACGAUUGACCCACGAUCACAAACCAGACGAUCCUGUCGAAAUUGAACGGAUUGAAAAGGCGGGGGGAUUCUUGUUCAAGCAACGAGUCGUGGGGGUCUUGGCGGUCACGAGAAGUUUGGGAGAUCAUUGCAUGAAGGAUUUUGUCAUUGCCAAACCCUAUUGCAGUGAAUUGGAGAUUCGUCUACCAUCAGCAAACCACUUCUUUUCUGAAGAAGAAAAAGAAGGCGAGUCUAGGGAGAGUGGCGAGAGUAGUAGUAGCAGUUUACCAUCCUUUUUGAUAUUGGCAUGCGACGGUCUUUGGGACGUCCUAGAAGAUCAGCAAGCGGUAGAUAUGGUAUGGACGCAUGGUGCGCACGAUCCACACAAUGUCGCCAAGCAUUUGGUCAAGGAAGCAUUGGCCAAAGGAAGUAUGGACAAUAUUUCUGUGGUUGUGGCAUGGUUGUAA